UGUGUGACUUCUUGUGUUUGUUUACAAUCUUCAUCUUCGUCGGAUAAUAAUGCCUAUUGUUUCCUCCAGCUACGUAAUUUCAUUUAAAUUUUGACUGAGCUUAGCCAAAAUAUCAUAGUAAUUAAAUUAUAAAAAAUAUGAACACCAUGUACAUAACAAUGGAACCUCAAUUAUUAAAGUUCUCUGAACAAGAAUAUUUUUUCAGGGUUUCUAUGCGACGCAUGAUAACAUGAUGAUACUUUAAAGCUCCGAUUUAAUUGACCUUUGGAUACAUAAUUAUCACAUAUUCCUGACUUAAAUAAUGCUACAAUGAAGCCGGUGAAUGCCUUAGCGCACAUCAGGACACAUUUCAUAGCCCUCGUCGGCAUCGCCUUAUUCUUAGCUGGUUUUAUGAGUGUCGAACAAAGCUUUGAUCGUGUUCCUUAUAAUGUCUCCUCUUCAAUUCUGAGGUCACCAGUGGCACUGAAGCAGCGACGGAUAGUUUUGAUGGUUGUUGACGCUCUCAGGGACGAUUUCCUUGAUUUGAAGGAAGACUGGAAAUUUGUUAGUAAUGAGCUGGUUGAACAGCGUGCUUGCCGUUUGGCCGUCAAAGUUGAUUCUCCAACAGUCACACUUCCACGGUUAAAAGCACUAGUCACUGGCCGAGCGUCCAGCUUUAUUGACGUCAUUCUCAAUCUUGGCAGUCCUGAGCUGCAAGAGGAUAAUUUAGUUUCCUCUUUGGUUAAUGCAGGAAGACAUGUAGUAUUUUAUGGUGACGACACUUGGCUCCGAAUUCUACCACAUUCCUUCCACAGGAGCAGAGGCACCCAUUCUUUCUUUGUAAAUGAUUUUAAAGAGGUUGAUGAUAAUGUGACCAGAGAAUUGCCUUCUGAACUGGCUGUCAAAGACUGGUCCUUAAUGAUUCUGCAUUAUCUUGGCUUAGAUCACAUCGGACACGUUGAAGGCCCUCGCAGUCCUUUGGUAGGACCCAAGUUGCGAGAAAUGGAUGAUGUUGUUCGUCAAAUCAGAGAAAGUGCCCCAGACGCCCUGCUUGUUCUCACAGGUGACCAUGGGAUGGCCGAUGCUGGAGGUCACGGUGGAUCUUCCGGUCCAGAGCGUAGUGUUGCCCUGGUGCUACUUGGAACGCCCUGUCUCUCUAUUUCCACCAAACAAACAGUUUGGGCGCAGGUGGAUUUAGCACCUACACUUGCAACUCUUCUUGGAGUGCAGAGUCCUUCUCAGUCCAUAGGAUCUCUUGUGCCUCCUCUGCUGUCUGCGCUUGAACAAGAAGAAAUCUUGGCCGCCCUUAAAAACAACACUCGGCAUCUUGUAGAGUUAAAUCCAGGACACGAACAAGAAAUCAUGUAUCUUGAUGCUGUCAGUGCUCAUAAUAAGUGGAUCAUUGGUCAAGGGUCUUUCCGAAAAGUGGCUGAAGGUUACAAUGAUGUAGCGUUGCUCAUGAGAAACGCCCUUGGUUCUAACCAUGCUCCUUUUGACCUGUACGCAAUGGCCAUUGGAGCAGUUACAACUCUUAUGAGUACUUCUUGGAUCAUAUUGGCUUCGAUAGUCAACAAAUAUGAGUCUUCUAGUUUUUGGCUGAUUAUGGUUGGUGCUUCUGGAAUCCUCGGCAUUCACAGUGUGGCAUGCGGCUUCACAUUUGGCCAUAGCCUUGUAUGCAGUUCCUCGCUGAUCUCUCAUCCUCUUCAUAUUCUUCUAGGACUCGAAUUAGCUACCAUCACCCUCGAAGUUGUCGGGAUGGCCAAAAAACUUCGUUCCCGAGAUUUUCCGCUCAGGGUUUUCUCCAUAGAGUGGUUGCUUCUUGCGAUUGCAGUUGGACACACCUUCAGCCUCGGCUCAAGCUUCUGCAUCGAAGAAGAGCACCUCACCUGGUUCGUCCUAUGGCCUGUUGUCCUUUUAGUAGCCACAGUCGUUCGACGGCAUCGUUGGCCCUUUAUGUUGCUACUCAUGGCCGCCCACGUUGCUCUGUGUCAUUUCAACAGCACAGGCGACAAAUGGGCGUCCACCCCAGACCUGGAAGACUGGCUGGUCGGCAAACCGAUGGUCACCAGUGUGCUUCUGGCUUUGAGUCUGGCCGGCUUGCCGUUUUUGAUGAGCGGUGGACGCGCUGUUGCCUACCUGCUGGUCACGCUUAUCUACCUACAAAAGGCGGCCAGUUCAGAUUCGGUUCUGGCACCUAUUAAUCGACAAUUCUCAUCUGAUCGGGGUGUUAUGGAGGCUCGACUUUUUUACUUAAUUUCCACUGCCUGGCUGUUUUUUCGUUUGAGAGGACGCUCCAAACGAGCCGCCUUCAGAGACUGGUGGUUGCUUGCCGCGGCUUUGCUGCAGCGGCCACAUGAUGUGGCCACUUUGACCUACGCAACCGUGGCUGCCCGACUAGUGAUACCUUGUUUCUCCAACCACGUGAUCGCUGCUUUGGCCGCAACAACCCUCGGCUGGACAACGUUCUACCACCAAGGUAAUUCGAACCAACUGACAACUGUAGCCGUGGCUGCUGGUUACACUGGCCUCACUGAUUACUGGCCACUGGCCGUCGGAGUGCAACUUAUAAUCCGAACUUAUGCCGGACCUGUGUUGGCCGCCCUAGAACUGGCCGUUCGCGUUGACGGCCAUCGCAAGGCUCUUCUAGCUUGGAGCGGCCAGCGCCUUUUGGCCGCCUGUUUCUACCUUUUGGUGGCCGCUUGGUUGCGAGAACAUCUUUUUGUGUGGUCUGUUUUUGCACCAAAGCUACUUUACGAAGCGGUUCACUCUACUCUGUACAUAAUCUUACUGCCAGUGCUUUGGGGAACUAGAAAAUGAAUUAUCUUGUCAAAAGAAAGAAAUACUAGAUUUGUAUUUCUCGAACUUAAAAAUGAAAUAAUUGACACAUUUUUAAAAACCUGAAAUUCUCUUGAUUCCAUUUUACAGUCUACGCGGUUCUCAAUCUAUGAUUUUUAUAAAAAAAUUCUUAUGAUACAGAUAAAUAGUCAAAACUAGCCCAAAUUAAAAAUAGGAAAAAAAUAAAAAAAUUGGAUGGUCAGAUUUGCAUUUGCUUCUGCAUUGAUAAUUGUAUACUGCUGUAACCAUUGGGAUUGGCGUUCUCGCAAUUGGCAUUUUAAUAGGCCAUCCCAAGUCUUGAACUUUCUAGCAAUUCACAUUAUCCUAAUGUUUUGUUUUAAUGGCACAUGCUGCACAUUAUUAUACCUGCGCGACACGUUUAGAUAAAGAUACAAUCAAACUAAUAGGCCAGGGAAAAGCUUGUUAGAACCGAGUGCUGCAUUUUAUUCAUUCUAGUCCGGCCAAGUGGAUUUAUUUCUAAAGACAAUUUUGAGAACUGAGGAACGCCACUUAAAUUCAACAUAAAAUACAUUUACAAACAUGUGACUGACGUGACCUGUGACCUCGUCAGUCACUGAAAUAUGGCGUAUUGUGCCAUAUCACUAGUUACAUUGCUUUGCCAGUAAAAAAUGUGGAAGAAUUUUUUGAAGUCUUCAUGUGAUUAACUUGUGUGAUAUUAAUUUAUACAAUUUAAUAAUUAAUACCCAAUUGCACCUUACUUCCAUUUAAAAUUAGUUCUUCAUUAAACGCACAGUAAAUCGUGUUGUCUCCGUCACAUACUGCACAACUUAUAUUUAAACAAUAUAAAGAACUAAAAUAUUGCUAUAAAUAAGUUGGACUUUGCUGAUCGAGGCCGGUGCAAAAUAAAUAAAAAAAAAUGACACCUCACUUUUGA
Messenger RNA from Neocloeon triangulifer, 3709 nucleotides. It is a transcript of the gene PIG-G, whose product is annotated as GPI ethanolamine phosphate transferase 2. NCBI's taxonomy places the organism in Eukaryota, Metazoa, Arthropoda, Insecta, Ephemeroptera, Baetidae. The transcript has 7 exons. The record is from RefSeq and is a predicted model, not a curated record. Gene Ontology annotation, biological process: GPI anchor biosynthetic process. The coding region runs from base 310 to 2796 and encodes 828 amino acids. Gene Ontology annotation, cellular component: endoplasmic reticulum membrane.